Messenger RNA from Malania oleifera, 1619 nucleotides. Its product is annotated as soluble inorganic pyrophosphatase 6, chloroplastic. Bases 317 to 1195 code for a protein of 292 amino acids. NCBI's taxonomy places the organism in Eukaryota, Viridiplantae, Streptophyta, Magnoliopsida, Santalales, Ximeniaceae. Gene Ontology annotation, biological process: phosphate-containing compound metabolic process. The transcript is spliced from 7 exons. Gene Ontology annotation, molecular function: inorganic diphosphate phosphatase activity; magnesium ion binding. The record is from RefSeq and is a predicted model, not a curated record. Gene Ontology annotation, cellular component: cytoplasm.
GGGGAAAAAACUCGCAAGAAGACAGUUCCCCAGCUCCCCUUUGGCCCUUCCCCAUUAUCGCACUGUCGCACAGCGCACAGCACAGCUAUAGCCUAGCUGACGCACCACCUCUUUCUCCUUGCAUUAUCGGCAUCAGCCAGCACCUCCUUCAGUGUUGCCAGCAUCGCUUCCUUCACGGCUACACCGCACACCCUCCUCUCACCCAAGCUCCCUGACCAGUUGUGUGAUUCCUCACACGGCCAGCCUCCCAGUCUAGCAGUGCCGUGCUUCCUCCUGCGGCAGUCUCCAGACCAGCUGCGCACCUUUACGCAGAGACAUGGCCACCAGAGUGAUAUCAUCUGUGGCGAGCACCACCAACUCAUCCUUUCUCUUCGGAAGAUCGCUCUGUGGGAAGCAGGGUUUGCAGACUCUCACUCUCUGCUUCAACACUAGAGUACCCUCCACUGGGAGACUGUUCACUUGCGCCGCCAUUCACAAUCCCCAGUUUCGAACCACAGAGGAAGGCCGCCCUGAAACAAUAGACUAUCGUGUCUUCUUCACCGACAAUUCUGGGAAAAAGUUGUCCCCUUGGCACGAUAUACCAUUGCAUUUGGGUGAUGGUGUAUUUAAUUUUAUUGUUGAAAUACCCAAAGAAUCGAGCGCAAAGAUGGAAGUUGCUACUGAUGAACCAUACACUCCUAUAAAGCAAGAUAUAAAAAAGGGAAAACUUCGAUAUUACCCCUACAAUAUAAAUUGGAACUAUGGAUUACUUCCACAAACAUGGGAAGAUCCAUCUUUCGCAAACUCAGAAGUUGAAGGGGCAUUAGGAGAUAAUGAUCCUGUUGAUGUUGUUGAGAUUGGUGAAAGUCGAGGGAAGAUUGGUCAGGUCCUUAAGGUCAAGCCCGUAGCUGCUUUAGCUAUGAUUGAUGAGGGGGAGCUUGACUGGAAAAUAGUUGCAAUUUCAGUGGAUGAUCCAAGAGCUUCUCUAGUGAAUGAUGUUGAUGAUGUUGAGAAGCACUUCCCGGGCACUCUCACCACAAUUAGGGACUGGUUUAGGGACUACAAGAUUCCUGAUGGAAAACCUGCUAAUAAGUUUGGUCUUGGCAACAAGGCAGCAAGCAAGGAUUAUGCUCUUAAAGUCAUCACUGAGACAAACGAAUCCUGGGCUAAACUAGUUAAGAGAUCCAUUCCUUCUGGCGAGCUCUCCCUUGUGUAAUUUCUGUUCGUAGAUUUGUGGAGUUGGGUCUGCAGCAGACUACCACAACUAAGAUUGCUGCUGCUGCUGGAGCUCUUGGCAACAUAUGGUACCUUUUUUUUGGCAGUGAUGCAGAUGGUAAUAUUUAUUUGUUGAUGUGAAAGAAAGAUUUUUUUUUUUUGAGCAGGAAAAUGUUUCCUCUCUUCCCUUGGUUUUUAUUACACUAUCCCAUUUCAUUGAAUUGUAAUGCAGAUGUCAAAGUGUGACUCUGCAGGGAAUAAUCUCAGAUGUGUAUUUUUACUUAAAAUAUGAUACCAUCCCUUGUUUUGUUAAAAAGGGGAAAUGGACUAGGAAACUCCUCCCAUCAAAGUGUGACUCUGCAGGGAAUAAUCUCAGAUGUGUAUUUUUACUUAAAAUAUGAUACCAUCCCUUGUUUUGUUAAAAA